AUGGACGAAGCUACCAUGCGCUAUGUGGAAAUACGAUGUCAGUAUGCGAGUGCGCGGACGGGGAAAGGGCCGCAUAUGACGGGAGAAGGCCUUGCCCGGGAGCUUGAGGCCAGUAACAGUCGAGAACGGGAGGUUGGUGUCGUAUGGGCGGAUGUUGGGGUUGAGGUCGGCAAGUUGAAGUUGACGUGUGCUGGCGCUGGCGUGGGUGCGGCUCUUUGCCCAAGGUUUCCGAAGAACCAGGCAAAUAUGUACUAUACUCAACUAUUGCAGCAACAACAACCACUAGGAAUACUACCAAUUAUGCCACUGGCCACAGCGGGAGUAGACCGAUCCUUCUUCUUUCUGCAUGAAUCAAAGCCUGGAAUGAAGGCCACCCUCUACAUAGUAAAUCAAACUUUGAGAAGUCCAGGCCGGUGUGGACGCAAAAUAGCACAAGUGCAAAACCGUUAUGAACCGGUUAUUUGGUACCAAGAGCUCUGCUCCGAAACCGACGCUCGAUUCCGCAAUCACAAAUACGUAAAACUCGCCGCUCUAAAUGCAGAAUUAUCGUCCUACCAAUCUCGAAUGGCUAAAAUGCGCGACGGACCCGGGAAAAAUGCCAUACGUCAAAAAGCCCUCAAGGUGCUACAACGCCGCAAGCAAUACGAAGCUCAGCGAGAUCAACUGUCGCAACAGUCAUGGAACAUGGAACAAGCAGGCAUGAUGCAGGAUAAUCUGAAAAAUGUCAUGACGACUGUGGAUGCGAUGAAGACCACGACAAAGACGCUCAAACAGCAGUAUGGAAAGGUGGAUAUCGACCAGAUCGAGCGCAUGCAGGAUGAGAUGCAGGAUUUGAUGGAAAUUGGGAAUGAGAUUCAGGAGAGCAUCAGCCGUGCGUAUGACGUGCCGGAGGAUGUGGAUGAGGCUGAACUUGAUGCGGAGUUGGAAGCGCUUGGGGAGGAGUCGAUGUUCGAAAACGCUUUAUCUGAGGAUGCGACACCCGCAUUUCUUCAAGACGAGGUUGCACCACCACAGUUUGUGGAUGAACCUCCUGAGGAGGGGAAGGUUAAGGAGGCUGCUGGGUGA
Histoplasma mississippiense is the source of this 1065-nucleotide messenger RNA. RefSeq lists its product as hypothetical. The transcript has 7 exons. Gene Ontology annotation, biological process: vesicle budding from membrane; late endosome to vacuole transport via multivesicular body sorting pathway. The record is from RefSeq and is a predicted model, not a curated record. NCBI's taxonomy places the organism in Eukaryota, Fungi, Ascomycota, Eurotiomycetes, Onygenales, Ajellomycetaceae. The coding region runs from base 1 to 1065 and encodes 354 amino acids. Gene Ontology annotation, cellular component: multivesicular body.